UCGCGCCUCGCCCCGCCCCAGCGGCCGGAAGGGGCGGGGCCGGGCGUGACGUGGCGGGAUGGCGGAGUCCUACGUGAAGCCGGGGAACCGGGAGCGCGGCUGGAACGACCCCCCCCAGUUCUCGUAUGGGCUGCAGGCGCAGGCYGGGGGCUCCCGCCGGACCCCGCUCACCCGCCGGGCUCCCCCCCCGCCCGCGGGGGCACCCCCAGGUGCCCCCCCGGAGCCGCCCAGUGCCCCCGCUGACCCCGCAGCGCCGCCCCCCCGGGCGCUGGGGCCGCCCCCGCAGGGUCCUGUCGGCGCUGCCCCGCGGGCCGAGGGCCGGCAGAGCGCGGCGUGCCCGGAGCAGGAGGAGUGCAGCGUGUCCGCCGACACCGUCCUCGCCCCGCUGCGGGCAGCCCUGGACGCCUGCCGGGCCACGGUGCAGAAACAAGUGUGCAAUGACAUCGGGCGGCGGCUGACAGUGCUGGAGGACGCGUGGGCUCAGGGGAAGCUGUCAGCACCAGUGAGGAAGAGGAUGAGCCUCCUGGUGCAAGAGCUUCAGCAGCAGCGCUGGGAUGCGGCUGAUGAGAUCCACCGCUCACUCAUGGUGGACCACGUGAACGAGGUGAGCCAGUGGAUGGUGGGCGUCAAGCGCCUGAUCGCGGAGAGGCGGGACCUGCCCACCGGAGAGACGGACAGCGCUGACACCGAGACCACAACCGAGACCACGACAGAGACCGAGCCGGGGCAGGAGGAGCCCUGACACCAGGGACGGGGCUGUGGACUGUGAGCGGGGCAGCCCCUGCCCAGGGCCACCGGCAGGAACAGGGCCCCUGCUGCUGCAGGGCAGGGUCUGGGCACCCCCUCUGCCUCCCAAUCCUCAUCCAGGAAAAGGGGAUUUUAAUCAUUGCGACAUUUUAGUGGCGAUUCAUUAUGUUUAAUAAACAACACYAACCUGCCCCCUCCCACAGUCUGCCUGAGGGUUCU
Molecule: messenger RNA, 966 nt
Organism: Malurus melanocephalus (red-backed fairy wren)
Lineage: Eukaryota; Metazoa; Chordata; Aves; Passeriformes; Maluridae
Gene: SRA1
Product: steroid receptor RNA activator 1
Exons: 5
Coding region: 59-742 (227 amino acids)
Biological process (GO): regulation of transcription by RNA polymerase II
Cellular component (GO): nucleus
Source: RefSeq, a predicted model, not a curated record